Symbiodinium natans is the source of this 918-nucleotide messenger RNA. The record is from the annotation of a GenBank genome assembly. NCBI's taxonomy places the organism in Eukaryota, Dinophyceae, Suessiales, Symbiodiniaceae.
AUGUCUAUAUACAUUGCGCAGGAGGAGUUCGACCCGCUGCGGCCCCAAGCAGCCACGCAGCGCGGAGCGCGAAGGGCGCAGCCCCCAAGUUGUCGCGGCCGUGAGUUCGAGCAUGGCCACCGGCUUCCGCCUCGUCAACGGAUAGGACAGACCCGAUGGCUACACUUGGUGUCCAGGUUAUUGCGACACCACACUGGCUGGUGUAACUUCGAGGUGGACUACCGGGUCUACGGCCCUGGAGUAACGCGCAGGCAAGUGCAGAGGUGGGAAAGCAGACAUGGAGAUGUGGCCACAGUGCGUGCGCGGCGAAGAGAGGUCCGCGAAGCCAUCAUCGAAGAGCGCCGCGCGGAGAAGCUCCGCGCCAAAGAGGCUCAGCAACUCGAGGAUCUCCGAGCCCGGGAGAAGCGCCAAUGCAGCUGUGAAGCCAGACAGCCGCGAGCACGGCACAAGUCAUGGCGCAACGAGCACUUCCUCAUGGGCUCCUUUACGCUGCAUGGGCAGGAUCACGAUUGUGACCAAACCAUGGCCGCACAGCUUGGCUUGGAUGACGAGACCUAUCGUCAGCUCAAGUCGCUCGAGGGGCGGGAGAUUCGCCCCGAAGACUACGACCUCCUCGGAAGGCUUGAUGAGAACGUCAAGCGCGAAACGCUGGAGGGCAAGCACCUGAAGGUGUUUCCGACGGAAGUCUACGAGUCGGGUGCCGAGGACCCGGCAUCCUGCGGCAUCUGCCUGGAAGAGUUUGAGACCGGAGAAGUCCUUCGCUCACUGCUUCCUUGCGGCCACCGAUUUCACAAGACCUGCAUCGACCGCUGGCUGACAGAGACAUCGGCCCUCUGCCCUGUGGACAAGUUCAAUGUCAUCGAGUACCAGACGAGUCAAAUAGCUGCAACCUGUGCUGAGUGGGACGCAGCCGACUGA